Messenger RNA from Didymodactylos carnosus, 1350 nucleotides. The record is from the annotation of a GenBank genome assembly. Lineage: Eukaryota; Metazoa; Rotifera; Eurotatoria; Philodinida; Philodinidae.
AUGCAAUAUGGGACGAGUAUCAGAAAUCCGUUAGUGGUGCAUUUAGCAGCUAACAACUUAAACUUAGAGCAACAAGUUCGAACCACGCCGGAGCAUUACAGACAUCGUUUGACUACAAAAUCGAGAGAAAAUUAUGAAUAUUAUACUAGUACGAAAAGUAUUUACGAUUUUUAUGAACAAAGUUCAACAACAUCAAACACUGAUCUAAAAACAUGUGUACGGCAAAAAAAUGUUCACCGCAAUUGUGUUAAACCGUGUGAAACCGAUGAAAAUUGCCGUGGUCCAAAUAGAAUCUGUGUAUGUGAUUACAAUUGUGGAUAUUCUUGUAUAAAUAAAGGUAUAAUAGCUGAAAAAUAUUUAUGCCCGAUAUUAAGUCCUCCAAAUCACGGCAAAAUAAUUUAUCACGGUCAUUCGUUUUAUAGUAAACUCAUUUAUGAAUGUGAUAGCGGGUUUUCGGUGGUUGGACCACAAGAACGAAUUUGUGUUAGCGAUGGAUUUUGGGAACCCGUGAUGGACGUUUACUGUGUUCGCAAAGAUACGACUUGUCCACAACCGGCUAGUCUUGGCUAUAAUAUUAUUGUUAUGCAUCCACGUGACGUUUUUCGACUUGGACAUGGUACUGCAUUGACAUGCAACGAUACAAAUCGAUUUGAAAUGAUCCCACCCAUAACUUAUGUUGUUUGUGCAGAAAAUGGCAGAUGGAUACCAAGUUUACCUAAAUCUAAUUGUCAAAUACCAAAUUUUGGCGAUGGUGUCGUAAAAUAUUCUACUAGUGUUAAUGGAAAAGAACAUUUGUUAAUGCCGGGUAGUUACAUUGGACACAAUCAGACAGUAAAAUAUCAAUGUAAAGAAAGAGAAUAUUGCAGUGAAACACAGACGGUACAAAAUGAAUGUCAACAAGAGAAAACUAUUCGUUGUGAUAAUGGAAUGUUGAGUGAAAGAACGCCGAGAUGCUAUAAAGCUUUACAAAAUUGUCAAAUCCCAUUUAACAUUCCCUACUUUACGGAUCAAAAUCCUCCUUCUACAGAAGAAAAUAGUGUUACACUUCCUCCACGUCAAAAAGCGGGAAUUCUAUUGAAAGAAGGCGAAUAUUUUGAUUAUAUCUGCGUGACAGGUUAUGCCCCAGUGACAAAUGUAUCAUGUCUUAAUGGACAAUUGACCGAUUGGCCUCGAUGCGAACCAAGAACGUGUCAACAUCCGGGUGUCAUCGAAAAUGGAAAAAUUUAUGUUAUUAACUUUGCUUCAUCUCGUUACGAUAUGACACCUAAUAUCUCAUUGAGACACGGUGUAUCAAUUCAAUAUGAGUGUAAUCAGGGUAAUGCCAUAAAAAAGGAUAUGAUUGAAGUCUAA